AUGGGACUACCAUUCUAUGGGACCCCGGCUUGGACUUCCAUCUGGGGUGGAAACGGGAGCAAGACAGGCGCGGAGAAUGGAGGUGGAAGCGGGAAAGGCGCCGAGACUGGAGGUGGAAGCGGGAGCGGCAACGAGAACGGCGCUGGGGCUGGGGGUGAUAAGAACCCUCCACGCUGGCAAGUCCACUUAGUCCGCCAAACAAGUGUGACCAACAACUUCCCUGCUCAGGAUGCAUCCAACGCAGAAGACCAGAGGAGUGUCGAUACCGAAUGUGGCGGAUUGUGA
Messenger RNA from Sordaria macrospora k-hell, 285 nucleotides. RefSeq lists its product as uncharacterized. NCBI's taxonomy places the organism in Eukaryota, Fungi, Ascomycota, Sordariomycetes, Sordariales, Sordariaceae. The record is from RefSeq and is a predicted model, not a curated record.